CCAACCUUCAACAAAAUGCAGGCCAAUAUCACCGACAAGCGACAUUCAGUCUGCGGUGGCCACUCAACUGCCAGGUGGGACAGAACCAAGUGACGUCGGUGGGUUGGCAGAGGCACAGCAGGAUGCCACAUCUCACUUGGAAGCAGUGGUCAGGCUUGAUAAAAAUAAACAAGAAAGCCCUCUUGUUCAAGAGUCUACAUGUGACCCUGCCAAAGCUGCAGUUCCAAAGCCCACGAAUCAACUACCUUCAGCCACAGCUAACAGGCACCCGUGCACAGAUAUAAGCCAACCGUUAGUAAAAAAGCCUGGCAAACAAAACAGGAGGAAUAAACAGCAUCAGGUGGGUGUGCAUAAUCGUGCAGCCAAACUCUUGCCACCAAAGCCUAUUGCUGAGCCAAAUUCUACAAUAGUUUCGAUGGCGAUAUAUUACAAAAAGCUCGACAGUUCUGCCAGCAAGAAUUCCAUGGUCAGAGUCUAUACUGUUUCACCAAAAAAUCGAGCCAACAGCCAAAUCCCCCUUAAGAAGGUAUCUAGGACUGACGCAGCGGAGGUCACGACACUGGAAACUGUAGCAAAACAAGUGUUGCAAAGUAAUGUACGUGCUUAUAGCCAAAGUGCAAAACAGGUGGAACAACAGAGUAGAGAAAAGAGUGAUCAUGACCUGAGCGUGGCCGCACCUCCAACUGUGGAUCAACCUGCCCCGCAAACAUCGUCGAUCGACAAAGCUGAUGCGCCAGCCCAACCACAGCACUCAUGCCAGUACUCGAGACCCAACAGUUACAUCCAGGCUAUUGAAACACCUCCCCAUAUUAUUUCAGUCAAAAGUCCAAGAGUACCUUGCGCUGACGGUACACCGGGCAACGGUAAAGCAACCGCGGUGCUGGUUAGUUCAUCACAGGGUUUGGAGGAGAAGAGUAAAGAGAGGGGAAUGCCUACAAAGGAGACUGCCGUCACCAUAGAGGGUGGAAUGGAGAAGAAAGAGGAGGAAUCUGUAACCAAAGUUCCACCCUGCAUGGCAACUGUUCAGCCACAGGAUAAGGAUAUUUGUAGUACUCGCCCUCAUGAUACAAAGGCCAAGACAACACACGGCAGUCACGGGGCCGAUACAAGGAGCAGCACCAGCACUCGUGUUGCCAUCGGCGCAAAUGCAAUCACGAUCGUGAAGAAGAGCACCCACACAAUAACACAAGUUCGUGGUGGCAACCCCACCGGAAAAACACAAAUUGCUGCUGCCACCUUCAGCACCAUGAUGCCGGUCGACAACAGUGCCAGCAAGGGAGACUUCAUUAUAGGUGCGAAGACAAAUGUCACCACCAACAUUACCAUGAGCACUGCAGUGGAUAAGACUAUGAGCAGCGUAAGUCCUGCCUCCCCACACGACACGGUCACCUCCAGCAACGCUACCCACGAAGCGGCGGCCACCUCUAGCACCGCGGCCAAGAGCAAAGCUAUCAGCGUGCACCCUCGAGACGAUGCCACGAGUGCGUGCGACGUAAAUAAAGCGAAGGGAGCGGAGGACAUGGCCCCUGUGCGCAGAGGUACGGGACGCUUCCCUCCCUUUGUGGUGGAAGGAGAGUGCAAGCACCGCGCGGCGAACAAGGCCAGCAAGCAUCUCGAACGAACGCCACAAGGGCGACGAUGAGACCGCCAAAAGGGAGCUCCAGGAGGGAUGGACCUCCGGAGAUGUGCGUGCUCACCAUUCUUGCCUUUCUCGUCGCUUGGACGUCCACCUCAACGCCUCGCUCGUUCUUGGCUGAAGACAGCCUGCAAUGCUAUUUUUUAGUGCAUCUACGAA
This is a messenger RNA of Petromyzon marinus (sea lamprey), 1795 nucleotides long. The record is from RefSeq and is a predicted model, not a curated record. Lineage: Eukaryota; Metazoa; Chordata; Hyperoartia; Petromyzontiformes; Petromyzontidae.